This is a messenger RNA of Polistes dominula (European paper wasp), 1722 nucleotides long. RefSeq lists its product as uncharacterized. NCBI's taxonomy places the organism in Eukaryota, Metazoa, Arthropoda, Insecta, Hymenoptera, Vespidae. The record is from RefSeq and is a predicted model, not a curated record.
UUCUUUCCCUUGCUCAAUGUUGCAAUUAAUUCAUAUGAAUCAUAUGCAUAUACUUAUCAUGACACAAUGCGAUAAUGGUUUGCCAUAUUGGAUUUAUUAUUCUUAAAAUAAAUUAUAGAGUGAAAAAGAGAGAAAGAGAGAGAAAGAGAAAAGCUAGUAGAGGUUACUGACCCAAAGCAACAAAGAUAAAACUUGGACGAAGUCGUUCGAGAGAAAUUCAAUUCCAUCAUUGAACUUUACAACGCGAAUAAGUUUAGAUCUAUUCAAUCGAACAUGAUCAACGUACGAGGAAGUAAAAUUCAAAUCAUUUUUGCUUGUUGGUUAAUAGUUUUAUUUAUGGUGAUCGCUUCUCAUGUAAUUUUAAAAUUGGAAAUUAAUCACGACGAUGUAUUCGUCCAAAAACAAGUGACAUUAUCCGAUAAUCUUGGAAAAACCAAAGAAGAAAAUUCCAAUUUUCGAAAAAUAUUGAAAGAAAUUAAGGAAUUCCCUAAUAGAAAGAUAAACGAAUCUGAUAUUAAUAAAGAACAAAAUGUAUUAGUGACGAAAUACGACGAGUUAAAUCAAUUGCAAUCGAAUAAAAUAGAAAGUGAAAUUAAUUUAAAUGAUCAGACAAAAUAUUUUUCAAUUUUUACGAAGAACAACGAUAUUUUUAAAAAACCAUCAAAUUCGAAUGAAAAAUUGACGUACAAGAUUAAUGAAGAUAUCAACGAAACAAAUGACUCUAAUGAUUUAAUAUUAAAUAGAAACGUACGAAGUAUUAAUAGAACGGAGUAUUAUGCUCAGAGAAAAGCAGUUAUGGAUAAAUUUCAUGCUCGUCAACGAGAAAUAAGCAAAAAGUAUGGAAAACAGUACUAUAAUAAUACUUCAAUUCGUAAAAACAAUCAAACGUUAAAUGAAAUGACCAAAACUUUCAAGAAAACGAAUAAUUCAACUUUGGAUAUCUUAAAAGUAGCUUCUAAUAAUACUAAUAUUAGAUCAGAAUUAAAUAAUAAAACUAAUCAAUAUGAAAAAGAUACUGAAAAGAAGAGAUUUCAGAUCUAUGAUAACUCUAUAAAGGAUAUUACUAAUUAUACUUCGAUAUUGAAUAAUAAAAUUAAUAAAAAUGAAGAAAAUACUGAAAAAAAAAGAUCUUGGAUCAGUGAUAACUCAUUAGGGGAUGUUACUAAUUAUACUUUAUCCUCUAAUCAUAAUUGUACGAAUUUAAUUGUACAUGGUAAUUAUUUAAAUCAAAACCAAUUGACAAUAUCUUGUUUGGAAAAUCGGAAUGAAAUGAUUGUUAAAAAACUUAACGAUACAUUGUCUUCCAGACCAAUCAGAGCUACCAAUGGAGAAUUAAUAUGGGGAACAUGCAAUGGUACAUUGGUUUAUGAACACAAUUUUUCAUUAAACAUAAAUGGUCCAUCCAUUCUCGAAACUGACGUGGAAAUUAUCGUUGAUGGACCUCUUUGUAUAACAUGUAUUACAAUACUUCCAUACAAUGAUACCAAAGAGGAUGUUACUAAGGUGUCAGGUGGAGAAGGUUUCAGUCAUGUUACGAUCAAAUUCAAAAAUUCCGAAAACAAAGGAUUCUCAUAUAAAAUUAGAAUUUUUGCUGUAGUAAAGAGAGACGACAAUUGCUCUUAAAAACUAACGUCUCUAUCAGCCUCGAAAGUAUCUCAAGAAAAAUUCUCAAGAAUAUAAUCCUCUAAUACAUUGGUUCUCAAACUUCUGUAACGAGUUUUU